UCGAACAGCAUGCGUAUACCAACUGCUGCCCUCUUUGCCAAACGUCAAGCACGCACUCCACAAAACGAGGCUGAUGUUCCAUUCCAAGAGAUUUUACCAUUGCGUCUGAAGAACACUGUCAGUGGUAAAGCAGAUUCGGGUUCAGAUGUAGCCUGUCUGCAGGAGAUGUCAGUGCUGUUUGCCUGCCUCAAGGAGAAUGAUUUCGUGGAGAAAAUGUGUCACAAGGAAAUCACACAAUUUAAACGAUGCUACAAAGUCUAUAUGGAUCGGAAAGCAACCGCCAAGGAAACCAUUAAUAAGGGUAUUGUUACACCCGGCAAAGAGCUAAAUUAUAAACAAUUGAAUAAGUAUAUGAGACGGUUCCCAAAUCCUGAAUAA
Molecule: messenger RNA, 378 nt
Organism: Musca vetustissima
Lineage: Eukaryota; Metazoa; Arthropoda; Insecta; Diptera; Muscidae
Product: small ribosomal subunit protein mS37-like
Exons: 1
Coding region: 10-378 (122 amino acids)
Biological process (GO): mitochondrial translation
Cellular component (GO): nucleoplasm; mitochondrion; mitochondrial ribosome
Molecular function (GO): RNA binding
Source: RefSeq, a predicted model, not a curated record